UUACGUGAGAGAUCAGCUGAGCUCGUGCAGCGCUGCAGUGCUCUGGCGACAGAGACACGGGAUCGGAGCGGCUCGGGGCUGCUCGGUGCCUCUGCUCGGGCUUGGACGGCAGCCUAUCAUUAUUAUCCGUAUCAUUUUUUAAACCCCAUUGAUCGAGUGGAACUGCUUCUCUUUUUUACGGCUGCAAGAAUGUGACUCUCUAAUGCAUUUUCUACGUGUUUUACCUCUAUCAACGGACCCGACUAGCACCAGUGUGUAUUAAUUGCCGCUUGAGUGGACGAAUUGUUCACCCUUUUUUUAUUUUGUUCAUCUGUUCUCAUCAUUGCUUUUCUCCCUGCAAGAGGGUUUCUGUGCGGAAUACACCUGGAUUAGUCAUAGGGUAAUCGUCCGAGGAUAGGAGGAGAUUGCAAUUUUUAACCGGGAGUGGGCAAUAAUAUGUCCAGGCGAAAACAGACCAACCCCUUCAAAGUUAAUUGUAGGUAUCCCAGGGCCAUUCCACACUUCAGGCAUCACAGGCCUUCAGCACACUAUUAACAUGGACGGGAGGGACGAAUUCACCGAGGACAGCGAAUGCCACAGCAACAACUCCCAGGAACUGCAAGGGCAGGAUAGUAUCUCAGAAGACAGCGAUAGUGACCCUGACAACCACGGUGAAGACUCGUCCUCCAACACCUCAGCUGACGACCACAUGACCACCAAGAGAAGUCAGUGCCGCCUACAGGGAGCGGGAGUCAAGGAGGAAAGCGAGGAAGGGGCAGACCAAAGCAACAACUUUGUAUGUCCUCUCUGCACACUGGAUUUCAGCAGCCCUGAGAAGCUCAUCUCACAUGUCUACCAGCACACGACUAUGAUGAGCAACACCAAGAGCUAUGUGUGCCCAGUGUGUGGGCGAGCCCUGAGUUCGCCCGGCUCUCUUGGACGGCAUCUUCUCAUCCACUCUGAGGACCGCCUCUCCAACUGCGCUGUCUGUGGCGCACACUUCACAGACACCAACAACUUUAACAGGGAGAAGCUUAAAGAGCUUCUCAACACAAGCAGUAUGGAGGUCAGCAGUGGAAGGGACGUAUGUUCCAUCUCCCAGGCACUCUCCAGCAGCCCCAUGACCAACCCAGGCCCUGGACCUCGCUCCUGCCAAGGACCAGGCCCCAGCCCCGGCCCAUGUCAGGGCCCUCGCUCAUGCCAAGGACCUGGCCCCAGCCCCAGUCCAUGCCAAGCCCAACACACAUGUCAAGGACCAAGCCCCAUCUCUAGCCAAUGUCAUGGCCCCAGACCGUGUCACGGCCAAGGCUCAGGAUCCGGACCGUGCUCAGGCCCCGGACCGUGUGCAGGCUCCGACCAAGGAUCCUCUUUCCACUCGCUGCCAGACAGUCUCCUCUCCGGAGGCUCAUCGCUCACAUCUAUUCCUGACAGUCUCAAUUCCUCCUCCACAAGCCUGCCUCCUAUCCCAGACAUCCUCAGCCCCAUGCCGGUAUAUCCUGCUGGGGUGCUGCUGGUAUGUAACAGCUGCGUGGCCUACCAGCAGCUAAUGGAGUCUCAGUCGCCCAUGCGAAAGUGGGCUCUGCGUAGGAAGAACGAGCCCUUGGAGGCUCGCUUGCAGCGUCUAGAGCGUGAGCGCACAGCCAAGAAGACGAAGCGGGCAUGUGAAACGGAAGAGGAAAGGGAACUGAGGAGGCUUCGGGACCGCGAGGCCAAGCGCAUGCAGAGGAUGCAGGAGACAGAGGAGCAGCGGGCACGCAGGCUGCAGAGAGACAGGGAGGCCAUGCGUGUGAAGAGGGCCAAUGAAACGCCUGAAAAAAGGCAAGCCAGGCUGAUCCGUGAGAGGGAAGCCAAGAGGAUCAAGCGGAGGCUCGAGAAGAUCGACCCUUCGUUGAGGACACAGAUCGAGCAUGACCCCGCCGCUAUGGCCGCCCUCACAGCAGACAUGAGUCUGUUUCAGUUCCCCUGCCCUAUGCCUGUCCCUUCCAUUGAUAAUGGCCUAUUUAUGAAGCUGCCCUAAUGGGACCAGGCCAUUAAGGGCAACCUACUGACUGCUGGCAGCGUCACUCACCUCUGCACUCCGCCAUCAGGUUGCCAUGGUCACAGUGAACCAUUCCCAGCUGGUUUACUCCCAGUUUUUUCUGUGUCUAACAACUUCAUACACAAACUGCUUUGUUAAAUACAACAAAAAACUACUUUUAAUUUAUUAUAGUCUAGAAGACCUUCAGAACAGGGUUAAGAAUGUUUCAUUUUUCAUUGUAUGGAUGAUGAUAUAAAAGCAUGUUGUAAAGAGAUUUAUCUGUUUGUCCGUGGACUAGCAGAUUUAACACAGCUCAUUAUGGUAGGAGCAGUUACACACUUCCUUUUGAGGAGGGAUAUCUUUUGCACAUGGGCCUUCAGUGAUGGGAGUGGGGACUUUGUAGCCACAGCCCCCUCCUCUCUGGCCCACUCCGCCAGCCCAGUGAUUCGGUUUACUGGUAGCUACACCUCUCUUCAAGCUGCCAACGUGGGUCCCUGGGAAGAUCAUAUUCACUCAAACUACUACCUCACUCGGGGCCGCGGUCGUGCCCUCUGUCCUGUGGCUUACUGCGUUCCAACUCCAAGCUUCCAAAGCUCUACAUGUACUGUACACUUCUACAGAAGAUGCGGGUUGUUUGCCAUGGUUUCUGUUUGCAUUUAUCACUCAGGCACUUUAAUAGGACAAAAACAUUCACUGGAACGUUUAAUAUACAAAUACACUGAUAUCACAGGUAUUGGCGAAGUUCGAUUAAAAUAUUUUUCCUAUCAUUCCGAAUGUUUUGUCCUAUUGAACAAGCCGUGUCGAGCAACAUUCCCCCUCAUAUCCCUCAUUUCAUAGUUUGGACAACUUAACGCAUACUGCCUUUUUACACUUUUGCCAGUAUUUGACUUCUUUUCUCUCAUUGUUACACUCUUACAAGCUACGUCGGUGUCAUUCUGUUGUAUUUAUUUUCUGUUGCAGAGCAUUUUGUUUUGCUCAUGAAAACCCAGUCUGUGCUGCUGUUACUGUACUGUACAAUACAUUAGUUACCUCUUAUAUAUUUUGGGCUCAUCACAUUGAGGAGUAUUGUGUUAGAAAGUGUUGCAUUAUCACAAUUAAACAGUCCUGAAUAUGUUUUAUUCUUCUAGAUGCCAGAAUUUGCCAUAUUACUCCAUAUUACUGGAAUUAUGCCCACAAAGAAGCAUGCGUUUCUCAUUUUGAAUCAUUUUGAAGAGUGUAAAAUUGUUUUGUUACUGUUAAAUUGAGAAUCAUACCCUUGUUCAGGCAAUCUGUGUGGCAUUCCAAAUGCAUCGUAGUCAGUUCCACAGAGACUGCAGUACCUCCAAAUGAAUUAAAUUUUUACCAGUUACAUGAUGCAGUCUUUAGGAUCCAGUGGGUAUGUUUUGUUACUCAGAAUUAGUGGAAUAUUUUCAUUGAUUUAUAUGACAGGGAUUGUUGAUUUUAAGUCACACAUCCCUGCCUUACAGUCUUUUUUUUUUUUUUUUUUUUUUUUUUUUUUUUUUCCCCCUCCCGGGUGUUUUCAGAGCACUGGGGCUCCCAGCAGGGACUGAUGGUUUUGUGAUUUCCUUAAUCUACAUUCAUUGACCUCAUUCCAACACACAUUUAUGCAAUAUGAUGUGAAUAUUUUUCUUGUGAAAACAUUUUGAUUAUUUUGUUAAAUGGGAUGGAAAAUUUGUUUAAAUUAGAGGCCAUGUUCAGAAUUGGCUCGCUUUUCCUGUCUUGUAUACUUUCCUGCCUGUAAGGUUACCUCCGAAUAUUUCAUAACGUCACUUCUCCAGAUGCAAAUAUUUACAGUGUCAAAUGACCGGUUUCUGAAAUAUUCUUCCAGGAAUAUCAGAGACGGGACAGGUUCUGUUUGAGGCACUCCUAGACAAGAGCCAAUUUAAAAAAAAUAAAUAAAAAAACUGUAGGAUUUUUUUUUUUUUUUUGGUCCUCAGAUGCUUUUCUAGGAGUGCUUCAAACCUCUAUGCAACAUGGGUAUAUUUACUCCAAGGGAAAUUUAGACACUUUCCACUGAAACUAUGCAGAAUGCAAUUUUAAUUUAAAUGGACUUCAAUGUAUAGAGUUUAGCUUCUCAGGCAAUUUAACUCAGUGAGAGGGCUCAGACCCCAGAUACAGCACCCUGGUCCAUACCAAUCAUAUGUAGAUCUCCUAUCAGAUGUGGUGGUAAAGUUUUAGGCAGAUAACCUGGGUGUUCCUUUGACACUUUUGUCUUCAAAGACGUUUUCUGGAUCUCUACCUAGUUCAGCACACGAAAGCAACAGGGUCUCACUUCUCACUCUCCUAUUCAUGGCACACCAAGGGCAGAUCAGCGGUCAAGACAAGGCAUCAGGUAUCAUUUCUUUCUGUCUUGGGCUCAUCGACUUCUCUCAGACUAUGAAUACUGGGUAUUCUCAGACGCUUUUUGAUUUGGUGCUGGAAUUGCUGUGAUCACCCUUGUCCUACAGUGGAAUAAUGCGAUAGAGAGUCCGAAGCCUGUGUUGGGAACAAACUGUUGCAAAGGAAGUACUUUGAACCUCUGAAGGUCUGUCAGCGGUACUUUCAGUAUGAAUUAGGUAAGCACUGCAUGUCGUGAAAACUGCAUUUGUCCUAGAAUGGUUCAAUAUGAGCUUGUGUUCCGUUAGUUUAUGCCUGCCUGUUUCUACUCAGUUUAAUCAAAAGAAGAGAAUCUUUUCAAAUGUUGUUUAAAACUUGGGCCUUUCUAUUUAAGUCUAUCAGGAUUUUCUCUCAAUGUCCAUGUUUACAAAAGAAAUCUUUCUGAAUCAAAAGGCCAAAAUGAAUGAGGUAACCUGAUGAUGAGAACAUUUAUGCUAGCUGUUUAUCAAUGCAUCCUGAUUGGGUGGCUCUUCGGAGCGGCCAUCCUCUGUGUUACUGGAUCAACAGAUGUACAGAUCAUGAUGAAACCUGGAAUAGAAUGUGGAAAUAAACAUAAAAACUUUACAAUAGUG
Molecule: messenger RNA, 4944 nt
Organism: Myripristis murdjan (pinecone soldierfish)
Lineage: Eukaryota; Metazoa; Chordata; Actinopteri; Holocentriformes; Holocentridae
Gene: znf821
Product: zinc finger protein 821
Exons: 6
Coding region: 536-1996 (486 amino acids)
Biological process (GO): regulation of transcription by RNA polymerase II
Cellular component (GO): nucleus
Molecular function (GO): DNA-binding transcription activator activity, RNA polymerase II-specific; RNA polymerase II cis-regulatory region sequence-specific DNA binding
Source: RefSeq, a predicted model, not a curated record